GAAGGCAUAGCUCAAGUAAAGAUGGCUCUCCUAAUGAACCCAUUGAGCAACCUGGAGACAUAUAACAUUUCAGAAGAUUUGGGCUUUAUUCUGGAAGACCCAUUGGAGGAAUUGCCUGAUCCCUAUCAGCCCUGGAUAAGGCUUGCAAAAAAUCUGCCUUCCCUGAUUGAUGAUCAGCAACUUCGGGAUGAAGUUAAAAAGCUGCCAGAGCUUAGUAUCUGCCAUCUCCAAGGACAUAAGGAACUUCGCCUGGCACAUCUGGCACUGGGAUGUAUCACCAUGGGCUAUGUAUGGGAAGGUGGCGACAAAGAUGUCACACAGGUGCUGCCCAGGAUAAUUGCUGUCCCUUUCUGUGAAAUCUCAAAGAAACUUGGCUUGCCACCAAUUAUGGUGUAUGCAGACUGUGUUUUGGCAAAUUGGAAGAAAAAGGAUCCCUCUGGCCCCAUGACUUAUGACAACAUGGAGACUCUCUUUGCAUUUCCUGGUGGGGAUUGCAGCAAAGGAUUCUUUCUAGUUUCUCUACUUGUUGAAAGAGCAGCUGCUUCUGCAGUCAAGGUAAUUCCAGAUAUAUUUGAUGCAAUCAUAAAUAAAAACUGCAAUGUCCUAAAAGAAGGUUUACGUACUGUGUCAUCCUCUCUUCGUGAGGCAGAGCAAACAUUCCACCUUGUUCAUGAAUAUGUGGAUCCUAUUGACUUUUUCAAAAUUCUUCGCAUUUACUUGUCUGGCUGGAAGGGUAACUCCCUGCUGCCAGAAGGCCUGAAGUAUGAAGGGGUGUGGAACAACCCAAGGAAGUUCUCUGGUGGUAGUGCUGCCCAAAGCAGCAUCAUCCAGUGUUUUGAUGCCCUUCUGGGUAUCCAACAUGGAUCUGUACAUGAGAAUUCCAGUGCUCAAUUCCUCCAUGAAAUGAGGGACUACAUGCCGCCAUCUCACAAGGCUUUUCUUGAGGCAGUUGCCUCUGGCCCAUCUGUUAGAGAGUUCAUUCUUUCCAGUAAGGAUGCUGAUCUGAAGAAAAUCUAUGAUGAAUGUGUACAGGCUCUAGUUGAUCUCCGGAAUUAUCACCUUAAAGUGGUGGCCAAAUAUAUCAUUAUUCCAUCAAGUCAACUCAAGAACAAUGCAAAUAGAAAGGAAGUAAAAGAGGAUGAAGAGAAAGGGACAGGUGGCACAGACUUAAUGAGUUUUCUUAAGAGCGUAAGGGAUACAACUAAGAAAGCUUGCUUGUAA
Molecule: messenger RNA, 1221 nt
Organism: Monodelphis domestica (gray short-tailed opossum)
Lineage: Eukaryota; Metazoa; Chordata; Mammalia; Didelphimorphia; Didelphidae
Gene: IDO1
Product: indoleamine 2,3-dioxygenase 1
Biological process (GO): 'de novo' NAD+ biosynthetic process from L-tryptophan
Cellular component (GO): cytoplasm
Molecular function (GO): metal ion binding; heme binding; L-tryptophan 2,3-dioxygenase activity
Source: RefSeq, marked provisional